AUGGCGGACUACCAGUAUGGCGGUACCGAAGAGGAGAAUGCGGAGCUGAGAACGCUCGAGGCUGAGCUAAUCGAAGACCCCGAUAACUUCGAGACGUGGGAGAAGCUCGUGCGCGGCGCCGAAGCCCUCGAGGGCGGAAUCAACCGCAACUCCAGUCCCCAAGCCAUCACCACCGUGCGCAACUGUUACGAUCGCUUCCUCGCCAAAUUCCCGCUUCUAUUCGGAUAUUGGAAGAAGUACGCCGACCUGGAGUUUUCGAUCACGGGCACUGAAGCCGCAGAGAUGGUUUAUGAAAGAGGCAUUGCUAGUAUUUCGCCGUCAGUCGACCUGUGGACUAACUACUGCUCAUUCAAAGCUGAGACCUCUCACGACGCCGACAUCAUCCGAGAUCUUUUUGAGCGUGGCGCCAGCAGUGUCGGCCUCGACUUCCUUGCGCAUCCUUUCUGGGACAAGUACAUUGAGUUUGAAGAGCGUGUCGAGGCUCAGGACAAGAUCCUUGCCAUCCUGGGUCGGAUUAUUCACAUUCCGAUGCACCAAUACGCGCGUUACUUCGAACGUUAUCGUCAGCUGGCUCAGACUCGUCCUCUGGUUGAGUUGGCACCGGCCGAAACCAUGGCACAAUUCCGUGCCGAGAUUGAGGCCGCCUCUGCCCACGCCCAACCGGGCGCAAAAGCCGAGGCCGAGAUCGAGCGUGAUCUCCGACUGCGCGUUGAUAACUACCAUCUGGAGGUUUUCUCCAAGACCCAAACGGAGACCACUAAGCGCUGGACCUUUGAGUCGGAAAUUAAGCGGCCAUACUUCCAUGUCACGGAGUUGGAUGAGAGCCAGCUGACGAACUGGAAGAAGUAUCUCGAUUUUGAAGAAUCGGAAGGCGAGUACUCCCGCAUUCAGUUCUUGUACGAGCGCUGCCUUGUCACAUGUGCCCACUAUGAUGAGUUCUGGCUUCGCUAUGCCCGAUGGAUGGCUGCUCAGGCAGGCAAGGAAGAAGAGGUGCGCAUCAUCUACCAGCGUGCCAGCUACCUUUACGUCCCUAUCGCCAACCCGACUGUUCGCCUGCACUAUGCCUACUUUGAGGAAAUGUCCGGACGAGCUGAUGUAGCCAAGGAUAUUCACGGUGCUAUUUUGUUCAGCUUGCCCAGCCACGUCGAGACCAUCAUCUCUUUGGCUAAUCUGUCCCGCCGCCUUGGCGGUCUUGGUGCAGCCAUCGAGGUCUAUAAGACUCAGUUGAAUUCCCCCGAAGUUGAGAUGGCCACCAAGGCCGCCCUUGUCGCCGAAUGGGCUCGUCUCUUGUGGAAGAUCAAGGGCGCUCCGGAGGACGCUCGCAAGGUGUUCCAGGAGAACCAACAGUACUACCUCGACAGCCGGCCAUUCUGGACCAGCUACCUCAUUUUCGAGAUCGAGCAGCCCACCAGUGCUGACACUGAAUCUACUCAAUACGACCGUAUCAAGCAGGUCAUCUCUGAUGUCCGCUCCAAGAGUACCCUUCUUCCCGAUGUGGUCAAGGAGCUCGUGCAGAUCUACAUGGCGUAUCUUUUGGAGCGUGGCACCAAGGAUACUGCUAAGGAGUAUAUGACCCUGGACCGCGAGGUUCACGGCCCGCCGUCAGUCUCUGCUUGGGCUAGAGCCACCCCUGUAAUGCCUGCGCCCGCUGAUGGGCAACUCGCAGCCGUCCCGGUGGUACCCACUCCUGACCCGGCUGCCUCAGCAGCCUAUGCCUACUACCAGCAAAGUAACGGCGUCCCCACUGCCCAGGUCUAG
Molecule: messenger RNA, 1758 nt
Organism: Penicillium cinerascens
Lineage: Eukaryota; Fungi; Ascomycota; Eurotiomycetes; Eurotiales; Aspergillaceae
Product: putative mRNA splicing protein (Prp39)
Exons: 4
Coding region: 1-1758 (585 amino acids)
Biological process (GO): mRNA 5'-splice site recognition; RNA processing
Cellular component (GO): U2-type prespliceosome; U1 snRNP; commitment complex
Molecular function (GO): protein binding
Source: RefSeq, a predicted model, not a curated record